CUCGCUCCGGCCGAAAGGGGGAAAUGGGCUCGCAGCGGGUCGAGCUGGGCUUCGUGGAAGAGGACGCGGCUGCUUGGCGGCUGCGCAGCGACCAGUUCCCCUGCAAGGUCGGUGGGAGGCCGGCUUGGCUGGGCGAGGCCGGCUUGCCGGGCCCUGCCGAGCUCCGGUGCGGCGUGUGCGGGCAGCCGUGCGCGUUCCUGCUACAGCUCUACGCGCCUUUGCCGGACCGGACCGACGCCUUCCACAGAAGCCUCUUCCUCUUCGGCUGCCGCCAGCCCGCCUGCUACCGCCCCGCCGGCCCCGCCCCGGGCAGCCUGAGAGUUUUUAGGAAUCAGUUACCAAGGAAGAAUGAUACUUACUCUUACGAUCCCCCGCCUGAAGAGCCACCCUUAAAAGAGCUGCCUUGUGUAAAUCUGCAGCUAAAAUGUGGAGCUCAGCUGUGCAGAGUCUGUGGGUGUUUGGGUCCCAAAACCUGCUCCAGAUGUCACAAGGCUCAUUAUUGUAGCAAAGACCACCAGGUUCUGGAUUGGACAGCAGGACAUAAGGCAUCAUGUUCACAGGCUGAUCAGCUGAAUAUUGCGAUUCCAGAUCAUAAGUUUCUUUUUCCUGAGUACGAAAUUGUAAGAGAGCCUGAGGAAACAGACUCGUCCAAUAUUAAUGAAAAAAAGCAGGAAGAUCUGGAGAAAAAUGAAGAAUCUACACCUGCAGAUGAAACAUCUGAAUCUCUAGAUGUGAAUUUCCUAGAGGCAAUGGCAAAACAUGAAACCCAAGAUGACAAGAUUUUUCAAAAAUUUAAAGAGAGAAUAUCUUUGGAACCAGAACAGGUUAUCAGAUACUGCAGAGAUGGAGGAGGCCCCAUCUGGAUAUCAGGGAAAAAUAUUCCUCAGGAGGCAGAUAUCCCUAACUGUUCAUGCAGUGGUAAAAGAAUAUUUGAAUUCCAGGUUAUGCCACAACUUCUGAGUCACCUGAAAGUUGACAGCCUUGUAGAAAGCAUUGACUGGGGAACACUGGCUAUCUAUACGUGUGAUGAGAACUGUAACUUAGGCAGCCACUACACCGAAGAGUUCAUCUGGAAGCAGGACAUUUCCAGCUCUGUUUGAUUUCUACAAAAUGGAAACAAUAGGAUGCUUUACUUCGGUAACAUAAAGAGGUCUCAUCACGAUCAAGUCUACAACUGUGUUUAUCAUCCUUGGAACAUCUGCACCAAAACAUAAGUUGUACAAAAGAAAUGAACACUUUCCCAUUGGUGACAAGAUCAGUCCCAGACUGUAAGAAUGACUAUUUAAAAUGUUUUAAUAAAACUGCUGUUUAAGUU
Molecule: messenger RNA, 1315 nt
Organism: Elgaria multicarinata webbii
Lineage: Eukaryota; Metazoa; Chordata; Lepidosauria; Squamata; Anguidae
Gene: PDCD2
Product: programmed cell death 2
Exons: 6
Coding region: 24-1100 (358 amino acids)
Cellular component (GO): nucleus; cytoplasm
Source: RefSeq, a predicted model, not a curated record